This is a messenger RNA of Clupea harengus (Atlantic herring), 1779 nucleotides long. Its product is annotated as serine/threonine-protein kinase D3. The coding region runs from base 22 to 1779 and encodes 585 amino acids. Gene Ontology annotation, cellular component: cytosol. The record is from RefSeq and is a predicted model, not a curated record. Gene Ontology annotation, molecular function: ATP binding; protein serine/threonine kinase activity. Gene Ontology annotation, biological process: phospholipase C-activating G protein-coupled receptor signaling pathway; protein phosphorylation; intracellular signal transduction. The transcript is spliced from 13 exons. NCBI's taxonomy places the organism in Eukaryota, Metazoa, Chordata, Actinopteri, Clupeiformes, Clupeidae.
CCAGAAUGUGGGUUCUUCGGCAUGUACGACAAGAUCCUGCUCUUCCGCCAUGACCUCAACUCUGACAACAUCCUGCAGAGGUUGGCCUCGGCGGAAGACAUCCAUGAGGGGGACCUGAUUGAGGUUGUUCUAUCCGCGCUCGCCACGGUUGAGGACUUCCAGAUCCGUCCGCACACGCUGUACGUGCACUCCUACAAGGCGCCGGCCUUCUGUGACGACUGUGGGGAGAUGCUGUGGGGUCUGGUGCGCCAGGGACUCAAAUGCGAAGGGUGUGGACUCAACUACCACAAGCGCUGUGCCUUCAAGAUCCCCAACAACUGCAGCGGGGUGCGCAAGCGACGCCUGUCCAAUGUCUCCCUGCCCGGGUCUUCACUGUCCAUCCCUCGUCCCGCUCCCAUCGAGAGUGUCGUCGCCCCCCCAGAGGAGCAACGCCCCCUGUUGGAGGCAGGGAAGCGCAUCCCGUCCUGGAGCGGCCGGCCCAUCUGGAUGGACAAGCUGGUCCUGGGACGAGUGAAAGUGCCGCACACCUUCAACGUGCACACCUACACACGGCCCACCAUUUGCCAGUACUGCAAGCGGCUGCUCAAGGGGCUCUUCCGCCAGGGCAUGCAGUGCAAAGACUGUAAAUUCAACUGCCACAAGCGAUGCGCGUCCAAGGUGCCAAGAGACUGUCUUGGUGAAGUAGUCUUCAAUGGAGAGCCUGCCAGCCCUGGCCCAGACUCCGAGGUGACUAUGGAGGUGGACAGCAGCGACGUGAACAGCGAGGGCAGCCGAGGCAUGGACGACGCUGAGGAGGUGUCCACUCCGGAGGACAAGAUCUUCUUCAUGGACUCUCCCUUCAUGGACGGGGACAAGGAUGACGGGGAGACCAUCAAAACUAUUAGUCCAUCCACCAGCACCAACAUCCCGCUCAUGCGCGUGGUGCAGUCCAUCAAGCACACCAAGCGCCGCAGCUCCACCAUGGUGCGGGAGGGCUGGAUGGUGCACUACAACAGCAGAGACAACCUGAGGAAGAGGCAUUACUGGAGACUGGACAGCAAGUGUCUCACCCUCUUGCAGAAUGAAAGCGGAGCCAAGUAUUACAAGGAAAUCCCGCUGUCGGAGAUCCUUCAGGUGGAUACGGCUCAUGACUUCCGUAACCUCGCUCAGGGAGGCAACGCGCACUGCUUCGAGAUCAUCACCGACACCAUGGUUUACUACGUGGGGGAGAACACCGGCGGCCACUACCACAACCCUGCGCUGGCGGCCUCCGGCGUUGGCCUGGAGGUGGCCCAAGGCUGGGAGAAGGCCAUCCGCCAGGCCCUGAUGCCCGUCACGCCCCAGCCCAGCGUCUGCACCGGCCCCGGACAGGGCAAGGACCACAAUGAGCUAUGUGUCAAUAUAUCAGUGACAAACUCCCAAAUUCAGGAGAAUGUGGAUAUCAGCUCAGUCUACCAGAUCUUUGCCGACGAGGUCCUGGGUUCGGGGCAGUUUGGGAUUGUAUAUGGCGGGAAGCACAGGAAGACCGGAAAAGACGUCGCCAUUAAAAUCAUCGACAAGAUGAGAUUCCCCACCAAGCAGGAGAGUCAGCUGAGAAACGAGGUGGCCAUUUUGCAGAGCCUUCACCACCCCGGCAUCGUCAACCUGGCGUGCAUGUUUGAGACUCCGGAGCGGGUCUUCGUGGUCAUGGAGAAGCUCCAUGGCGACAUGCUGGAGAUGAUCUUGUCCAGUGAGAAGAGUCGUCUCCCUGAGCGCCUCACCAAGUUCCUCUGCACCCAGGUAGAAUGUGCUCCACUGUGA